Messenger RNA from Saccostrea cuccullata (small rock oyster), 593 nucleotides. RefSeq lists its product as uncharacterized. Gene Ontology annotation, molecular function: protein binding. Gene Ontology annotation, biological process: regulation of apoptotic process. The transcript has 2 exons. NCBI's taxonomy places the organism in Eukaryota, Metazoa, Mollusca, Bivalvia, Ostreida, Ostreidae. The record is from RefSeq and is a predicted model, not a curated record. Bases 1 to 450 code for a protein of 149 amino acids.
AUGCAAUUUUAUAAUUUCUUUAGAGAGCUUCAUAUUAGGCUUCUGUCGACUCUUGCUCUGGAUUAUUUAGAGCCCAGAGUGAGGGGUGGUGUGGAUAAAAGAAGGUUCCUCCUAAACUGUAGAAAUUAUCUGACAACCCCCAGAGAGCGUUCGAUUGACGAUGUUGUGGAAGUGUUCGAUCUUCUAGAAUCCAAAGGACUCCUCGCUCCUGGAGGUUACACGGUUCUUAGAGAACUGGUGCAAAACAUAGGAGUGGAUCUAGUGAGAGAAAUUGACCAGACAGAGGCACAGAUGGGUCUAAAUCGGGGUGACGGAGCUGUACGUACAGCAAUGCCUGCCGCACCAGGAAAUCAUGUGUACAAUACAUAUAACAUCAACAAUAUUGAGGCGAGAAACGGCAUAAUCUCCAUCGCUAAUUCCGACCACGCAACUGUUGUGCAGAACACAUGAAGACAAUUUCAUUAAAAUGAAAACAUUUUCUUAUUGAAGACGAUUUUGAAUAGAAGAAAUAACAGUUAAAGGACACCAAAUUGUUCAUCUUUAUUGAAGAACUGGUAGAUUUGCCUUGCUUAUAGUUUUAAUUAUGUGUUGCU